This is a messenger RNA of Rhododendron vialii, 859 nucleotides long. RefSeq lists its product as uncharacterized. Bases 98 to 859 code for a protein of 253 amino acids. The transcript has 2 exons. NCBI's taxonomy places the organism in Eukaryota, Viridiplantae, Streptophyta, Magnoliopsida, Ericales, Ericaceae. The record is from RefSeq and is a predicted model, not a curated record.
ACUUAUUCAUGAGAUUUCUUGAAUCUAUAGUUCUACUUCGCCCAAAUAAAUCUGAGAUCUUAUUUAGACCAAUUGUGGGGUGAUUUAUAAAUAGGAAAUGGCUACCAAAGGCAAUGUAAGUAUCAAGAUUGAGGAUGAUGAUGAUGUUGAAGUGAGAGGUGUAGCCGAUUCCCUGUGGUCGAAGAAAAAUGAAGCGUUUUUUAUUGACAUUAUGGAGGAGGAGGUGAAAACAAUGGGUAGUAGAGAUACUGGGACUUUUCAGAUAAAAAGUUGGGCUAGGAUGAGGAAGAGUCUUUCUGCUAGAGCUAAAUAUGAAUACUCUGAACUUCAAAUAAAAAACAAGUUCAACCAACUACGCACUAUGCACACCAAAUUUAAAAGCCUUUGUGACCAAAGUGGCGUUGGGUGGUGUGCGGAAAAAGGUACUGUUACUGCUGAUGAUAACCUCUGGGAGAAGCUAUAUAAGGUUAAUAAGAAGGCCAAGCAUUUCAGGAAAAAAGGUUUCCCACACUAUGCAGCGAUGACCCGAAUACUUGGAGAUACCACUGCAACAGGAUUCAAUGCUCACCCAUCAGUCCAUUCCCCGUCUGGAACAGAUAGUUCUGAUCCCUCAUUCCAACUUAAACAGGACAAAGACGAUGGCGAAAUAGAAGUAACGAAUGUAGUGGUUAGUGGAAAAGGCAAAAAGGUUUUUGAUAUGAAGGCUUUGAAGACUACUGAGCCAAAGGAGAGUAGCAAGAGUAAGAAGAGGGACUCAUUGUCUGCAAACCUCAGUGCAUCUUUAAGUGCUCUUGUAGAAAGUAGCAAGAGGAGGGUGGAUAUCCUUUGUAAUACCCGUCCCGGAUAUUUAGUAUUUUAA